AUGUUGUGCCGUUGUGUUGCUGUUGUAAUUCCUUUUUGGAAAGAAGCAAGAAAUCACUUAUAUCAUAAGUGUUAUGACGAGGAACUGAGUUGGGAAGAUAAUUUAAAGAAAAAACCAUCAGGAAUAAAUGUACAGCAGUGGAGAUGGUUCGUUUCCUAUCGUUUGAAGGAAUCUACUAAGGAAAAGUGUAGACAAAAUGCUGUAAAUCGGUCAAAACAACUUUAUACACAUACUGGGGGUUCUAAGACAACUGCCAGGCUAAGGGAUGAAGAGAAAAAACAGCAAAGGCGCAUUGGUAGAGGAGAAAUAUUUAUUAUGACUCAUAAAAAAAGGAAUGGCUCUUAUAUGAACGAUGCUGCGCGUGUUGCUAGGGAAGCGAUUGCGAAUAUCGAGAGCCAAGAUGGUUCCUCGAAGGAGAUUUCACUUACUGAUUCGCUUGCGCAAGUUCUUGGAAAGGAGCAUUCAGGACGAGUUCGGGGUUUAGGUUUUGGACCAUGUCCCACCGAACUUAUUCAUAACACGACCCAGCAAUCGAACUCUGGAGUGCAAAUAGAGGAGUAUCAGAGGGAGAUUAUAGAAUUAAAGGCAACCGCAGCAGAACAGAAGGCAGAGAUUACAGAAUUAAAGACAGCGGCAGCAAAAAAUAAGGCAGAGGAAAUGGAAAAAAUUACAGACUCUGGUAAAUCUAGUAAAAUACAUGUUACAACAGCAAGAAGACACUUUGCCACCUGA
This is a messenger RNA of Arachis duranensis, 732 nucleotides long. RefSeq lists its product as uncharacterized. Lineage: Eukaryota; Viridiplantae; Streptophyta; Magnoliopsida; Fabales; Fabaceae. The coding region runs from base 1 to 732 and encodes 243 amino acids. The record is from RefSeq and is a predicted model, not a curated record. The transcript is spliced from 4 exons.